UGUGUUUGCGUACAUGAAAAAACGCUUCAGAAUUUGACGUUGACAGCUGAUCAGUGCUGUCAAAAGUCUCUUCGAAAAAAUCCACCAUGGCGGCCGGGGUACUCUAUACUUAUCCGGAAAACUUCCGCGCUUACAAGGCAUUGAUCGCCGCACAGUACUCCGGGGCCGAUGUGAAAGUGGCCCCGAACUUCGUGUUCGGUGAGACCAACAAGUCAGAUGAGUUCCUCAAGAAGUUCCCGGCGGGCAAAGUGCCUGCCUUCGAGAGCGCUGAUGGAAAGGUGCUGCUGACCGAGAGCAACGCCAUCGCAUAUUAUGUGUCGAACGCGGCACUCCGCGGUGGCGACGCCGCGACGCAAGCGCGCGUGCUGCAGUGGGCGUGCUGGGCCGACUCCGAGCUGCUCCCCGCCGCCGCCGCCUGGGUGUUCCCCUACCUCGGCAUCAUGCAGUUCAACAAAGUGAACGUGGAGCGAGCCAAGACGGACCUGCUGGCAGCCCUCGCCGUGCUGGACAAGCACCUGCUGACCCGCACCUUCCUGGUGGGAGAGCGCGUGUCGCUGGCCGACAUUGUUGUCUUCACCACACUCAUCCACUCUUUCCAGCACGUCCUGGACCCCGCCACGCGCGCGCCGCUCGUGAACGUGCAGCGCUGGUUCCACACGCUGGCGCACCAGCCGCACGUCGCCGCCGUGGUGGGAGCCGUCGCGCUGUGCGCCGCUCCACCGGUGUACGACGCCAAGAAGUACCAGGAGCUGUCUCAACAGAACAAGAAGGACUCUGGCAAGAAGGACAAGAAGGCAGAAAAGAAGGAACAGCCCAAGAAGGAAAAGAAAGAGCAGGAGCCCGCGCCGGCUGACGACGGAGACUUCGAGGAGAAGCCCAAGGAGUCCAAGGACCCCUUCGACUCCAUGCCCAAAGGCACGUUCAACAUGGACGACUUCAAGCGCUGCUACUCCAACGAGGAUGAGGCGGUGUCCAUCCCCUACUUCUGGCAGAAGUUCGACCCCGAGCACUACUCCAUCUGGUAUGCGGAGUACAAGUACCCCGAGGAGCUCGCCAAGGUCUUCAUGAGCUGCAACCUUAUCACUGGCAUGUACCAGCGACUGGACAAGAUGCGCAAGCAAGCCUUCGCGUCGGUGUGCCUGUUCGGCGCGGACAACGACUCCAGCAUCUCCGGCGUGUGGGUGUGGCGCGGGCGCGAGCUGGCGUUCCCGCUGUCGCCGGACUGGCAGAUCGACUACGAGUCCUACGACUGGAAGAAGCUCGACCCCUCCGCGCCCGAGACCAAGAAACUUGUCCAGGAUUACUUCUCAUGGAGCGGCACCGACAAGCAGGGCCGCAAGUUCAACCAGGGCAAGAUCUUCAAGUAAACUCCCUUUUGUACGUUAUUGUAAAAACUUGCAUUUAUUUAAGUGGUGCGGAAGCUCAUCUCAUGAUAAGGAGUCUGUAAUAAAAGAAUCGUUUAUUUACUA
Messenger RNA from Leguminivora glycinivorella, 1469 nucleotides. RefSeq names its product elongation factor 1-gamma (gene eEF1gamma). Gene Ontology annotation, cellular component: cytoplasm; nucleus. Gene Ontology annotation, biological process: translational elongation. The transcript is spliced from 9 exons. Gene Ontology annotation, molecular function: translation elongation factor activity. Lineage: Eukaryota; Metazoa; Arthropoda; Insecta; Lepidoptera; Tortricidae. The coding region runs from base 87 to 1367 and encodes 426 amino acids. The record is from RefSeq and is a predicted model, not a curated record.